Molecule: messenger RNA, 1926 nt
Organism: Penicilliopsis zonata CBS 506.65
Lineage: Eukaryota; Fungi; Ascomycota; Eurotiomycetes; Eurotiales; Aspergillaceae
Exons: 4
Coding region: 204-1685 (493 amino acids)
Biological process (GO): regulation of DNA-templated transcription
Molecular function (GO): zinc ion binding; DNA-binding transcription factor activity, RNA polymerase II-specific
Source: RefSeq, a predicted model, not a curated record
UUGCAGAGUGUGUCUUGAUAGAUGUUUAUUGUUCUUUUAAGAGCUGUCUUUAUACCCUGGCGAUUUAUAUAUCCUGGCGAUUUAUAUACCCUUUUGGGCGACGAUAUAUAUACCCAACUGGGCUAGCGUUGCGCUAACUGUAGUUGACUAGUAAAUAUAUUCUGUCCUGCUGUCGUCAACGUCACUCAAGCAAAGCGCACACGAUGCCCUUCAGUGGCCGCCCCAGUCCCAGCUGUCUGGGCUGUCGUGAACGGCGAAUCAAGCAGUGCGACCGUGUGCGCCCUGCCUGCUCGCAGUGCCGACGGGUGGGCAGGUCCUGCACCGGCUAUCGCGACGUGGAUGCGUUGAUCUUCCGUGACGAGAAUGCCAGAACGCGACGCCGGGCGCUGAAGCCCCUGCGGGAUCAGGAUGCAAGCGCCGGUGGUGGCAGGGAGGUGGCGUUGCUGCGCGCCGACUCGGAUAUGCGCCUGCUCUCCCCCGUGGAAGACCAGGCGUUGCGGUUCUUCUUCACCCAUUUCGCUAGCAUUCGCUCUGAACACGUCCACUCGUCGCUCUUCUUCAGCGGCCUCGCCGACAACCCCUCGCUGCACGACGCUGUCUUGUCGGUCGGGCUGGCGGCCAUGGCGAACGUCACGGGCGAGAAGGCGGCGAUGACCCUCGCGCAGCACAAGUACGCAUCGUCUGUUGGGGUCGUGAGACGGGCAGUGCAGGAUCCGACAAAGGCCAGUCCGCACCAGACCAUUCAGAUCAUCCUCAUGCUCAGCUUGUUCGAGAUGGUGAGCUGUCCGGAACACGCGAUCGACGCCUGGGCGGUGCAUCUGGACGGCGUGGCGGCUUUGUUCGCCCAGACGGGCUUUGGCUGGUCGUUCCGGCAGACGGAAUACAAGAUCCAGCUGCAGUUCUGCUACCUGUUGAUCCUCAAGUACUUUCUCGUCGGGGGGCCCUUGCCCGUGCAACUGUUGAUCUGGGGUCCUCGAGUGAUCAGUCUGGCCUCUGCGCAGGAGCUGCCCGCCGCUCGCCUGCUCGACAUCUUCCUCCGCUUCGCGCGGCUGUACUCGUUGCUCGGUGAUACCGCCGUAGAGAAGAGGGCGGUGGUGGACCGGGCGAUCGCUCUCGACGCCGAGCUGGAGGUAUGGGAGUCGAGUCUCCCCCCGGAAUGGUCCUUUACCCUCCAACAGUCCAUGGACAGGGCGCACACAUACGAGGGAACAUACCAUCUCUACCACGAUAUGUGGGCGGCGAGGAUCCUCAACCAUUACCGCUGGGGACGUCUGCUGGUCAACGAGAUCAUCCUCGCGUAUACCACCGUCACCAUCGCCUCUUCCGCCACCAGACACCGUGCGUUGGAAACCAUCAGACGCAUGGCCGUCGACCUCUGCGCCGGCGCCGCCACCCAGAUGAAGCAUGUGGAUGUCGACUGCAGCAUCCGCCCCCCCGCGAUCGGCAUGCGUGAACCCCCGCUGAGCGGUGUCUUCAUGUUGAUCUUCCAGCUCGCUGUCGCUGGCCGGGCCUCGGGGGUGCCGCAGACCCUGCGUGCCUGGGUUCGCGCCCUCCUCGAUAGACUGGGGUAUUCCCUGGGCAUCCGCCGGGCCUUGGAGGUGUUUCCUGCCGGCAGUAGCAGCAUCCUUAGGCCCUUGCAGAGGCCGGGCCAAGAAACAACUGAAUGGAGAUGGAAUGGAAAGUGAAGCAUAUGCAAAUGGAUUAAGACUAGAAUAUUGUCAACCAUGUGGUUCAUGAACUACUCAAUUGUUGAAUCAACAAUAUCCAUGCAGCUAUUCCUAACUGUCUCCUUCUCACCCUCCUUGCUUCGGUGAUCUAUCAUAUGCAGAUACGUCUUGUGUGACAGGUUCUAUUGCACACCUCCUUGCAGAUAUCGUUUGAGAAUGAAUCGACGAGUACAAAACCAUCAUGAAUCCCCCCCUUCAA